This is a messenger RNA of Aspergillus affinis, 1470 nucleotides long. It is a transcript of the gene dbp5, whose product is annotated as ATP-dependent RNA helicase DBP5. The coding region runs from base 1 to 1470 and encodes 489 amino acids. Gene Ontology annotation, biological process: poly(A)+ mRNA export from nucleus. The record is from RefSeq and is a predicted model, not a curated record. The transcript has 6 exons. NCBI's taxonomy places the organism in Eukaryota, Fungi, Ascomycota, Eurotiomycetes, Eurotiales, Aspergillaceae. Gene Ontology annotation, molecular function: ATP binding; RNA binding; RNA helicase activity. Gene Ontology annotation, cellular component: cytoplasmic stress granule; nucleus.
AUGUCUACCGAACAGCCUGCCGAGGCGCCGUCCAGCGGCUCCCUCGCCGAUCGCAUCUCCAAACCUGAGGAGUCACAGCCCGAACAACCCACGAAAUGGGCCGAUGAAGCCGAUGAGAACGAUCAGAACGAUGGCGCCACGCCGCAGCAGGGCGGCUCCGACCUUCAAGAGCCCGACUACACCGUCGAGGUCAAACUGAGCGAUCUCCAGGCCGACCCCAACAACCCGCUUUACUCGGUCAAGAACUUCGAAGAUCUCGGAUUAGACCCCCGCAUUCUGCAAGGUCUCUCCGCGAUGAACUUCCGUAAACCCUCAAAGAUCCAAGAACGUGCUCUGCCCCUGCUACUCAGCAGUCCCCCCAAGAACCUGGUCGGUCAAUCCCAGUCCGGUACCGGAAAGACGGCCGCCUUCGUCCUGAAUGUCCUCAGUCGCCUGGAUCUAUCGUCGGAACAACUACAGAAGACCCCGCAGGCGCUGAUCCUGGCUCCGACUCGUGAGCUGGCGCGCCAGAUCGUCGGCGUCGUGCAGGUCAUGGGUCAGUUCUUGGAGGGUCUGGCUAUCGGGACUGCCGUGCCCGCCGACACCAACAGCCGUGUUGCGAAGAUGGAAUGCGCCGUGGUCGUCGGCACUCCGGGUACCGUUAUGGAUAUGAUCAAGAAGCGCGUCAUGGUGGCCAACAAGCUGAAGGUACUCGUUCUGGACGAGGCCGAUAACAUGCUCGACCAGCAAGGUCUGGGUGAUCAGUGUAUUCGUGUGAAGGCUCUACUGCCGAAAGACAUCCAGGUCGUUCUCUUCUCCGCCACCUUCCCUGAACACGUUCAUGCCUACGCCUCCAAGUUCUGUCCGAACAGCAACGAAAUCACUCUGCAACACGAUGAGUUGACGGUGGAGGGUAUCAAGCAGCUCUACCUGGACUGCGCCAACGAUGAUGAAAAGUACGCGCAUCUGGUCAAGCUCUACGGUCUUCUUACCGUGGGAUCUUCUAUUAUUUUCGUCAAGACCCGUCACUCUGCCGCGGAGAUCGAGAGACGCAUGGUCGCCGAAGGCCACACCGUUGCGUCGUUAACCGGUGGUAUCGAGGGUUCUCAGCGUGACGCCGUCAUUGAUCAGUUCCGUGCCGGACAUGCCAAGGUCCUGAUUACGACCAACGUCCUUGCCCGUGGAAUCGACGUGUCCACCGUUUCGAUGGUUGUCAACUACGACAUUCCCGAAUUGCACCAGCCCGGACGCGAGCGCCAGGCUGAUUUCCAGACUUACCUGCACCGUAUCGGUCGGACCGGACGAUUCGGUCGUGUGGGAGUCUCGAUCUCGUUCGUGGCGAACCGCGACGAGUGGAACAUGCUCAACCAGAUUCAGAGAUAUUUCAAUACGGACAUCCAGCGGAUUGAUACCAAAGACUGGGACGAGGUGGAGGACAUCAUCAAGAAGACUAUUAAGAACACCCGUGCCCAAGCCGGUUUUGGGCGGUGA